Molecule: messenger RNA, 2499 nt
Organism: Alosa sapidissima (American shad)
Lineage: Eukaryota; Metazoa; Chordata; Actinopteri; Clupeiformes; Clupeidae
Gene: mre11a
Product: MRE11 homolog A, double strand break repair nuclease
Exons: 20
Coding region: 211-2283 (690 amino acids)
Biological process (GO): meiotic DNA double-strand break formation; mitotic intra-S DNA damage checkpoint signaling; telomere maintenance
Cellular component (GO): Mre11 complex; nucleus
Molecular function (GO): manganese ion binding; 3'-5'-DNA exonuclease activity; DNA endonuclease activity
Source: RefSeq, a predicted model, not a curated record
GGCGGAUAGUCAACUUCCGCAGGAGGGAGAUUUCAGAUUUGCACAUUCACAUGAACCUCAUGAGGAAAUAGAAACGAAGUUGAACUUAAAGUUCGAGACGUGACAUUUAAAGAAUAGCCUCACGUUGUCCCGUCUCCACCUGAUUCUGCAGGUCUGCACGCGGACACAGAAGCGCUUUGACUGACAUCGGAAACAAACAGUCCACUUAAGAUGACCUCUGCAAACCCCGCGGAUGAUGACGACACCUUUAAGAUCCUGCUUGCGACAGACAUCCAUCUGGGCUACCUGGAGAAAGAUGCCAUCAGAGGAGAGGACACUUUCAACACCUUCAACGAGAUCAUGAGCUACGCCAAACAACACCAGGUUGAUUUCGUGCUGCUGGGGGGAGAUCUGUUCCAUGAGAACAAGCCGUCCCGUAAAUCGCUGCACUGCUGCAUGGAGACUCUACGCCGCUACUGCAUGGGGGAUCAGCCAAUCAGCUUCCAGAUACUCAGUGACCAGGCUGUCAACUUUGGACACAGCAAGUUCCCCUGGGUGAAUUACCAGGAUGAGAAUCUUAACAUCUCCAUACCCGUCUUCAGUGUACAUGGAAACCAUGACGACCCUACAGGGGCGGACGGCCUAUGUGCUCUCGAUGUCUUGAGCGUUGCCGGGUUGGUUAACCAUUUUGGGCGGAGUCAGUCGGUGGAGAAGGUGGAGAUCAGCCCAAUCCUGCUGCAGAAAGGCUCCACACACAUCGCCCUCUACGGCAUUGGCUCCAUCCCUGAUGAAAGACUCUACAGGAUGUUCGUUGGUAACCAGGUGUGCAUGCUUCGCCCCCGUGAGGAGGAGGGAAGCUGGUUUAAUAUGUUUGUCAUCCACCAGAAUAGGAGUAAGCAUGGUGCUACUAACUACAUUCCGGAGCAGUUCCUGGACGACUUCCUGGACCUGGUGGUGUGGGGCCAUGAGCACGAGUGCCGCAUCGAGCCGGAGAGGAACGAGCAGCAGCUCUUCUACGUCACACAACCAGGAAGCAGCGUGGUGACCUCACUGUCACCGGGGGAGGCUGUGCCAAAGCACGUUGGGCUGCUACGCGUGCGUGGGCGUAAGAUGCAGAUCCAGAAGAUUCCUCUGCAGACGACGCGGCGGCUCUACUUGCAGGAUGUGUGUCUGGGGGACCUCACACACCUGUUUAGCGCCACCACACCCAACGCCACCCAGCGUGCACAGGCCUUCUGCCAGGAGAAGGUGGAGGAGAUGCUGGAGGAGGCUGAGCGGGAGCGUCUAGGUAAUCCCCAAAUGCCUGAGAAACCCCUUAUACGCCUACGAGUGGAUUAUAGUGGAGGUUUUGAAGUGUUCAAUGGAACCCGUUUCAGCCAGAGGUUCGUGGAAAGAGUCGCCAACCCUAAAGACAUCGUCCACUUUGUCAGGACAAAGCAACGCAAAGAGGACAACAAGGAUGAAGAUGAGGAGCUGGACUUUGAGGCUCUUCUCAGCAGAGCAUCAUCUGAUCAUCUGACUUUGCGUGUGGAGGACCUGGUCAAUGAGUACUUCCAGGCAUCAGAGAAGGGCCUGUCCCUCCUCUCUGAGCAGGCCAUGGGGAAGGCUGUGCAGGAGUUUGUGGAUAAAGAUGAACGCUACGCCAUCGAGGAGAUGAUCAAAUACCAGCUGGAGAAGAGCCAGCAGCACCUCAAACACCGAGCAGUGGAGCCCACCAUGGAGCACAUCGACCAGGAGAUUAACCGCUUCAGAGACUCCAAGAAAAACACAACAGAAGAGGAGCAGGACGUACAAGAGGUCAUGAGCAGAGCAAAAGCAUUGCGUACCCAAAACGCUAGUGAUGAUGAGAAGCAUGAAAAUCUCGGCCUAUCAGACGGGGCGGAUGUUGCCAUGGACAGCGAUGACGAGCCCUCCACAGCUCCGCCCACAAGGGGAAGGGGGCGUGGCUCUAGAGGCAGAGGCCAGAAAACAACAACGAGAGGGAGAGGUACAGGUGCCUCAGGGCGUGGUGGUCGUACCCAGAAUGCACCUCUUCAAAGUCCUGUCAAGACCAAACACAUCAUGGAUGCUUUUCAGAGGCCGUCUAGAGCUGCAGCCACCGCCAAACGAGACGAGGUGAUCAUUGAUGAUGACUCUGAUGAAGAGAUCUCUUUUGUGAAGUCAAAGCCUAUAAGGACUACCUCUGUGACAUCAUCACGUGGACGGAGCUCACAGAGUCAAAGUCAGUCUCAGAGAGGAGUGUGUUUCGAUGAUGAUGAGGAUGAGUUUGAUCCGUUUAAGAGUGGCAGUAGGCGGGGUCGGUGAUAGCCACACCCACUGCAGUAGGCCCCAGUUUCAGAGGUUUCUAUAGAGACGGCACCAGCGUGUGUGUGUGUUCAUGUUUCUAUAGCGACAGCACUUCAGUGUGUGUGUGUGUGUGUGUUCUACAGCACUUCAGUGUGUUUGUGUGUGUUCAUGUUUCUCUUCUUCACAUGUUCCAUGUGUGUAUGUCAGACACUAAAGACUUUGUACAACAUCAAA